Molecule: messenger RNA, 780 nt
Organism: Frankliniella occidentalis (western flower thrips)
Lineage: Eukaryota; Metazoa; Arthropoda; Insecta; Thysanoptera; Thripidae
Exons: 5
Coding region: 13-594 (193 amino acids)
Source: RefSeq, a predicted model, not a curated record
UGGGAAGCGACAAUGCGAGCAGCGUGGUCUUCGAUAUUACUCCUAUUGUUCACGGGCACCGUCAUCUCAAAACGAUGGAUUCAUUCGGUUGCGGGACCGUACAGGAUGGUAUCCAGGCGAACUUAUGAUUGCAAUCGCGGAGAACUUGGAUAUGAUGGAACGACCUCUCAUCACAUGCGAUUUUCUCAUUACAACCCGUACAAACCAGAAGAACCACAGAGCGUAUACGGCAAUGUUACUCGGUCGAAACCGAUGAACGACUCAUUUUGGUACACGGUAAAUUUAGAUCUAUGGACGAACAACCAAUGGAAGUCAAAUGCUCUGAAGAUUCGUAUUAAAACAGGAGCCUGUACUUUCGAGCAUGAAAGUCAGCCGUCUUACUUCCUUUCCAGCGGAGGCUCCUUUCAAGACGGCAAAUGCACUAAACGUCAGGGUCAUUUUUUCUUAGACGGCAUGAAGAUAGACCAAACGAUGUUAGGAUUUCCUGUGCUACCGUACGGCCGGUACCGAUCACUUGAAAUGUAUGGACGUCCUGAAUCAGAUAUAGUACCAGAGUGCAUGUAUGAUGAAGUUGACAUCAUUCCAAAGGCUUAAAAGCGUCGCGCUAUGUCGUGCUUUACUUAAGAAAAAGUUUUGCAUUUCGGAAGCCACAUCCUUAUUCGGGGAUGAAAAAAGAAAUUUUUUGAAUCCACGGAGAAAUUACUUUAAUUCGACCCCUAAUUCGCCAUGCAUUUGAGGCCAGCUACUUUGAACGGAAGUAAUAUUAAUCCCUGCAAAUAA